Messenger RNA from Peromyscus maniculatus bairdii (prairie deer mouse), 1358 nucleotides. The record is from RefSeq and is a predicted model, not a curated record. Lineage: Eukaryota; Metazoa; Chordata; Mammalia; Rodentia; Cricetidae.
CAGAGGGCCCUGAUCCGCAGUCAGGAGCUGGGCGAUGAGAAGAUCCAGAUCGUGAGUCAGAUGGUGGAGCUGGUGGAGAACCGCACCAGGCAGGUGGACAGUCACGUGGAGCUCUUCGAGGCACACCAGGACAUCGGUGACAGCACUGGCGGCGGUGGCAAGGCCGGCCAGGACAAGUCGAAGAGUGAGGCGAUCUCUCAGGCGGACAAGCCCAACAACAAGCGGUCCCGGAGGCAGCGGAACAACGAGAACCGAGAGAACGUGUCUAAUAAUCACGACCACGACGACAUCACCUCAGGAACACCCAAGGAGAAGAAAGCAAAAACCUCAAAGAAGAAGAAACGCUCCAAGGCCAAAGCAGAGAGGGAAGCCUCUCCCGCAGACCUCCCCAUCGACCCCAACGAGCCCACGUACUGUCUGUGCAAUCAGGUCUCCUAUGGAGAGAUGAUCGGCUGCGACAACGAUGAGUGUCCCAUCGAGUGGUUCCACUUUUCUUGUGUGGGACUCAACCAUAAACCAAAGGGCAAGUGGUACUGCCCCAAGUGUCAGGGGGAGAGCGAGAAAACAAUGGACAAGGCCCUGGAAAAGUCCAAGAAAGAGAGGGCUUACAACAGGUAGUGUGUGGACGUGCACACGGGCAGGAGAACAAACCCAAGUCCCAGGAUGGGCAGAUGAGUAUUUUUAGAGACUGGUAGAAAUGGACCCUCUCCUCGGGAUGGCAGAAACAGCCUGUGUCUUCAUGGUGUACCUGUAACCAGACUGGGUCUGCAGAUCAGCGUUUUAGAAACUACCAAUAUAGGUUCGAAUUAAACACGUCAGCAAGUGUCAGACUGGUUUUUGGGGUUGGGGAGUGACUUGGAAGUAACCUAACAGAUGUAUAAAGAAGAGAUUUAAUUUGGCUGUUUCCACAAAAAUGUUAUGGUUUACAAAAAAAAAAAAAAAUUAUCCAGGUUGCUGAAGUACAGCAAGUGUGCUUCUCGCUGCCAUAAUGUAUAUCCACAUGACAAGUUGGUCAAAGGUUUAAAGUCUAAAUAUUAUUUUUUAAAAAGGUUAAUGGGUAAAUUUUACAUGACAUAUUUUAUACAUGGCCUAUUCCCCAACUGGCCAUUUUUAAUGACUGGGGACAUUUUUAAUAGGUCAGACACAAGCGGUCCAGGUCUUGCCUUCGCUACCCUAGGUCAUCGUGUGGCCACCUUUAACUUAUGAAGUGUAUAAAUGUACAUUUUCCAGCCACCUUGCCCUGCUGUAUUAUAACCAGAAGUGCAGCCUGGUGCUGUUGUGAAGCCGAGGUGUGCGUCCUGCUGCGUGUGUGAGCUGUGUAGAUGUUGCGUCAAGAAAUAAAUGAGACUUGGCCAGUU